AUGGGUGCUAAUUUUACUCUCUGCUGCUGUCACUGCUAUCUGAAACCCAACAGAGAGGAAAAGAAGGCGAUUUUGGGUAUGAACACCACUCCAACUUCUAGAUCACUUGAACUGUUAUCCAGUGGAUCCAGCAGCAGUGACUCUGAGGAGGAGAGCCUGUUUGGGCCACCGUCUUCAAUAAGGAUCCCGUGGAACAACCAGAAGAACAAGAGGAGAACUGUGGAUCCGUGGACCGCCUCACACAGACCAGCUGAUUCUUGCAUCAGACGUGGAUGGGACAGAGAGCUGCAGGCUUUUAUCAGCAUGAGAGACCAGGCUGACAAGGCUACAGAGGAAUGGGAGAAGCUGAACUACGACAUACACACGUUACGCUAUACCAGACGAGAGGUCAGAUCUCGAUGGAAGAAGAUCCUGCUGCAGCUGGGUUAUCAGUGUGAGGUGGAUUCCUUGCUGUGUGUGAACAGUCAGAGCCGGUUCAGUCGAGAUCAAGAACAUCUUAACAAAGCUGCCGACCUGUUGAAACAACUGCUGGACCACACGUGCCUGUUCCCACCAGGGAAAGAACACCAUAACAGAUACCUCUACGUCAUGGACCGCCUGGUGUCACUGGACAGUGCUGAGGACUUUGUCAGACUGGCCAAAGAGAAAUAUCCCAAGAAAUAA
This is a messenger RNA of Melanotaenia boesemani (Boeseman's rainbowfish), 663 nucleotides long. RefSeq names its product melanoregulin-like. NCBI's taxonomy places the organism in Eukaryota, Metazoa, Chordata, Actinopteri, Atheriniformes, Melanotaeniidae. Gene Ontology annotation, cellular component: melanosome. The transcript is spliced from 5 exons. The record is from RefSeq and is a predicted model, not a curated record. Bases 1 to 663 code for a protein of 220 amino acids. Gene Ontology annotation, biological process: melanocyte differentiation; melanosome transport.